Molecule: messenger RNA, 1486 nt
Organism: Orycteropus afer afer
Lineage: Eukaryota; Metazoa; Chordata; Mammalia; Tubulidentata; Orycteropodidae
Gene: CDR2
Product: cerebellar degeneration related protein 2
Source: RefSeq, a predicted model, not a curated record
GCGCCACAGCAGAGCCUGGGCGGCGGCGCGUCCUGCCCACCCGAGGGCGGCUCUGGCUGAGGGCGGAGGGCCCGGGGCAGCGGCUGAGGAGGGACGGCGGCGGCGGGAACCGCUGCCCCUGGAAGACUCGACCGAGAUGCUGGCGGAAAACCUUGUGGAGGAGUUCGAGCUGAAGGAUGACGAACCGUGGUACGACCACCGGGACCUCCAGCAAGAUCUCCAACUUGCUGCUGAGCUUGGGAAGACGUUACUGGAUCGGAACACGGAGUUGGAGGAUUCUCUUCAGCAGAUGUACACAACUAAUCAGGAACAGUUACAGGAGAUUGAGUACCUGACCAAGCAGGUGGAGCUUCUCCGGCAGAUGAAUGAACAGCAUGCGAAGGUUUAUGAGCAGUUAGAUGUCACAGCAAGGGAACUAGAAGAAACCAAUCAGAAACUAGUUGCUGACAGCAAGGCCUCACAGCAGAAGAUUCUGAGUCUGACUGAAACUAUUGAAUGUCUGCAAACCAACAUUGACCGUCUUCAGAGCCAAGUGGAGGAGCUGAGGUCAUCUGACCAAGGGAGGAGGGACCAGGGGAAAUGUGAGCAGCGGAAAUCGGCACCCAGCUUCUCAUGUCUGAAAGAGCUUUAUGACCUCCGCCAACACUUCGUGUAUGAUCAUGUGUUCGCUGAGAAGAUAACUUCCUUGCAAAGUGAACCAAGCCCUGAUGAAGAAGAAAAUGAGCACUUAAAAAAAACAGUGGCGAUGUUGCAGGCCCAGCUGAGCCUGGAGCGGCAGAAGCGGGUGACUAUGGAUGAAGAGUAUGGGCUUGUGCUCAAAGAAAACAGUGAGCUCGAACAGCAGCUGGGAGCUCUGGAUGCCUACCGAGCACGGGCCCUGGAGUUAGAGGUGGAGGUGGCAGAGAUGCGGCAGAUGCUGCGGUCGGAGCGCCCUUCUGUGAAUGGGGUGGAGAAGCUAGUGCCAGACUCGCUGCUUGUCCCUUUCAAAGAGCCCAGCCAGAGCCUGCUGGAGGAGAUGUUCCCGGCGGCGCCGGAAGCGCCUCGAAAGCCUCUCAAGCGCAGCAGCAGCGAGACGGCCCUGAGCAGCUUGGCAGGGGGAGACAUCGUGAAGGGCCACGAGGAAACCUGUAUCAGGAGGGCCAAGGCUGUGAAGCAGAGGGGAAUCUCCCUUCUGCACGAAGUGGACACUCAGUACAGCGCCCUGAAGGUGAAGUACGAGGAGCUGCUGCGCAGGUGCCAGCAGGAGCAGGACUCCCUGUCCCACAAAGCUGUGCAGACCUCCAGGGCUCCCGCCAAGGCCCUGCCUGAGCCCGGGGCUGGACCUGGCUCUGCCUGUGCUACCCCGGAGCCCACUGGCUCCCCCACUGCUGCAACUCCUCCAGAAUACAAAGCCCUUUUUAAGGAGAUCUUUAGUUGCAUCAGGAAAACUAAGCAGGAGAUAGACGAACAGAGAACAAAAUACCAGUCCCUCUCCUCUCAUUCUUAA